Messenger RNA from Zophobas morio, 2191 nucleotides. RefSeq names its product neprilysin-2-like. Bases 10 to 2142 code for a protein of 710 amino acids. The transcript is spliced from 9 exons. The record is from RefSeq and is a predicted model, not a curated record. Gene Ontology annotation, cellular component: plasma membrane. Gene Ontology annotation, biological process: protein processing. Gene Ontology annotation, molecular function: metalloendopeptidase activity. Lineage: Eukaryota; Metazoa; Arthropoda; Insecta; Coleoptera; Tenebrionidae.
UAUUACGAAAUGCGCCGCCACGCAGUGUCACACAAAAGCAAACUCUUUUCGUUGAAAGAAUGGUUGAAAGUGAUUUUGUGUUUGGUCGUUUUGGGGUUGGUCUGCGCAGGUCUGUCUCGUUCGUUUAAGUCGUACUCAUCAACUGAUUACACGAACUCUGCUAUUUUAAAAACGAUUGAUACUAGUGUCAAUCCCUGCGACGACUUCUACAAAUUCGUUUGUGGAAAUUACGCCAAAAACAAUAAUCAACCAGUGGCCAAACGAUUUUCCAAAAUCCAUGAAAAAGCUCGACUCCAGUUGAAAAAUCUAGUCAAGGAACCUCCUCAUCUAGACGAUGGAAAACCGUUCAAACUUCUCAAAAUCGUGUACCAGUCUUGUAUGAAUCCCGACGUAGAGGAAACAAGUUUGCUUUUUAUUAAGCGACUUUUUGCAAAAUUGGGGGGUUGGCCACUGAUUGAACCAACUUGGAGUGAAGAAAAAUUCGACUGGGUACAACUCUGGCAAAAUUUUAGAACGAUAGGGUGGACUUUUGAUAUUUUCUUUUCGAUGCAAGUUUACUCAGAUAGAAGUAAUCAUUCCGAGCGGAUGCUCACGAUCACUCAACCGGAUUUGAUCAAUUAUGAGAUUUUAGCGAAGGGUGUGGAUCAUUCUCACAGUCAAGCUUACCUGGACUAUAUAGUGAAAAUAGUGUCACUUUUCGGUACCCCUACAACAUCCACAAACCCCGAAAUUAGCGAAAUCCUCGAUUUUGAAAGAAAUUUAAGCAAUAUUCUCCUUCCUUUUGAACUAACUCUGAGUCCUAAUUAUAACCCAAUGACGAUUCAAGAGUUGGGGGUUACCAUCAGAACUAUUCCUUGGUUAGAACUUAUACAGAACUUUGUUGAUCCAGUAGUCAUGUCAAACUCGACCGUUAUAAAUGUACCUUGGUUGAAAUUUUUGAAAAAUGUAGCGCUUUUGCUACGAAGUACCAAAAAGAGGACUUUGGCUAACUACAUGUUUUGGUGCGCUGUGCAAAAAUCUAUCCUUCAGUUGCCUAAAGAGUUUAGAGAACAAACUCUAGAGUUUCAUAGGGUUAGUAAGAACAAAACAAGCGUGGAAGUGAGGUGGAGGCACUGUAUAGAGGUUCUGGAUAAACUACAUGUAGCUGCUUCCACAGUUUACGUAAGAAACAUUUUUUCUUUAAAAGAUAAAGAAACUGUGACCACAAUAGCAUUAGAUAUUAAGAAAACUUUCUACAGCGUGGUGCAAAAUAGCAACUGGAUGGAUCCAGAAACCAAAGCCUACGCGCUUUUAAAAAUUGAAAAAAUGGGUUUCGUUAUAGGUUUUCCAGAUGAGAUUCUAGAUGAAGAAACCAUAGAGACUUAUUUUCGUGGUCUAGAACUUGAUUCUCAAACUAAUUACUUAGAAGUGUACUUAACUCUGACGCUGUUUGAACAUCACAAAUAUGUUGAAAAUUUGAAACAGGAAAACAAGAAAUCGUUGAGAGAAAAUUGGGUUCUUCGGGCCAAUAGUUACAAACCUAAGGGUUUGUACGACCAAUCCACUAACAUUGUAGAAAUAACGGCGGCUUUAAUGCAAGAACACUACUUUGAUGCAUCUAGACCUGAAUUUGUGAACUUCGUCACGCUUGGGGAAGUCAUAGGCCACGAAAUCACUCACUCCCUUGACAAGGAAAGCAGGAAAUAUGACGAAAAGGGACAUCUAAACAUGCGAUGGAAACCUCAGUCGUUACUACUUUUCAAAGAAAAAGCUGCCUGUCUUAUUAAAUUGUAUGAAAACAUGACUGUUCCAGAAGUCGGACUCAAAGUGAAUGGUACUAACACUUUGAAUGAAAAUAUCGCCGAUAACAGCGGCCUUAAAGUACUCUACGAGACUUACGUUAAAUGGCUCGAAGAAAACCGCUUUGAACCGGAAUUAUUGACGUUUCCGUAUACACCCAGACAGAUGUUCUGGAUUUUAGCAGCUUCCGAUGGGUGUGGUAAUAAUAAGAAAAAUCUGGAGGAGUAUGAGGAUUCGGCUGUUCAUGCCCCUGAAUAUUUUCGGGUGUUGGUGCCUUUAAUGAACUCGGAGGAUUUCGGGAGGGAUUUUAACUGUACAGUGGGGUCGUUUAUGAAUCCUGUAAACAAGUGUGAGAUUUGGUAGUUUUUGUAAAUUUGUGUAUUAGUAAAAAUUGUAACUGUUGUUUUGUAAA